AUGACCCGGGACACGUUCAUUGAGCUUUGCGAUGUUCUUGAACCUCUUGUGGCACCAGAUGUGUCAUGCCCCCGGGAGGCUGUUCCUACUCGGAAGCGAGUGGCUAUUGCCCUUUAUAAACUAGCAACCUGCUCUGAGUACAGGGUAAUAGGUGAAACGUUUGGUGUCAGCAAAACCACCGUACACAGGUGUGUGUAUGGGGUUUGCCAAGCUAUAUGCAGCAAACUGAUGAAAAGAAAAAUCAGUUUGCCAGACGUGGAUGAGGCCCUGGAGAUUGCACAACGUAAUUAUGAGUCACAUACAGUAAAAUACCCCAGGUCUACGGUACAAUCGAUGGGUCUAACAUACCUUCGUGCCCCAAGUGAUGGCUAUCGCGACUACAGGAAGGUUUGGAUAUCAAUUGUCCUGCAGGCUGUCGUUGAUGAUCAAUUAACGAUCAGGGACAUCUGUGUGGGAUCACCUGGAUGCGCUCAUGAUGCUGCUGUGUUUGCCACAUCACAUCUGUUUAGAUAUCCAGCUAAACACCCCCAAGCGAUAAAGGACAUAGAAGGAGUCCGAGUGCCACUACUCCUCGCUGGUGACCCUGCAUACCCACUACUACCCUGGGUCAUGAAGGGCUUCUCUGGUCCCAAUUUGACAGCUACACAAGAGACUUUCAAUGAACACUUAAGUGCCAUCCGUGUGAAAGUUGAGCAUGCCUUUGGACACCUGAAGGCGAGAUGGCGUGUCCUGUCCAAGCAGUCUGAUAUAGACUAUAAUUUCAUGCCAGUGGUGGUGGCCGCAUGUUGUGUUCUACAUAACAUAUGUGAGAAGAAAAAACAGCAGCUACCACCUGCAGCAUUACAUCCUGCAGUACCCCAUGCUCAACAGCCCUAG
Scomber scombrus (Atlantic mackerel) is the source of this 876-nucleotide messenger RNA. RefSeq lists its product as uncharacterized. Lineage: Eukaryota; Metazoa; Chordata; Actinopteri; Scombriformes; Scombridae. Bases 1 to 876 code for a protein of 291 amino acids. The transcript is spliced from 2 exons. The record is from RefSeq and is a predicted model, not a curated record.